This is a messenger RNA of Humulus lupulus (European hop), 1357 nucleotides long. RefSeq names its product ATP synthase subunit a, chloroplastic-like. NCBI's taxonomy places the organism in Eukaryota, Viridiplantae, Streptophyta, Magnoliopsida, Rosales, Cannabaceae. The record is from RefSeq and is a predicted model, not a curated record. The transcript has a single exon. The coding region runs from base 33 to 776 and encodes 247 amino acids. Gene Ontology annotation, biological process: proton motive force-driven ATP synthesis. Gene Ontology annotation, molecular function: proton transmembrane transporter activity.
CUUUUAAAGUUCUAUUUCUUUCAGAGGGUAAUAUGAAUUUUUUAUUAUGUUCCAUCAACACACUAAAAGUGUUAUACGAUAUAUCCGGCGUGGAAGUAGGCCAGCAUUUUUAUUGGCAAAUAGGAGGUUUUCAAGUCCAUGCCCAAGUACUUAUUACUUCUUGGGUUGUAAUUGCUAUCUUAUUAGGUUCGGCCAUUCUAGCUGUUCGUAAUCCACAAACCAUUCCUACAGCUGGUCAGAAUUUUUUUGAAUAUGUUCUUGAAUUCAUUCGAGACGUGAGCAAAACUCAGAUUGGAGAAGAAUAUGGUCCAUGGGUUCCAUUUAUUGGAACUCUAUUUUUAUUUAUUUUUGUUUCGAAUUGGUCAGGGGCUCUUUUACCUUGGAAAAUCAUACAGUUACCUCAUGGUGAGUUAGCCGCACCUACAAAUGAUAUAAAUACUACCGUUGCUUUAGCUUUACUCACGUCAGUAGCAUAUUUCUAUGCAGGCCUUAGCAAAAAAGGAUUGGGGUAUUUUGGUAAAUACAUUCAACCAACUCCAAUCCUUUUACUCAUUAACAUCUUAGAAGAUUUCACAAAACCCUUAUCGCUUAGUUUUCGACUUUUCAGAAAUAUAUUAGCUGAUGAAUUAGUAGUUGUUGUUCUUGUUUCUUUAGUACCUUUAGUGAUUCCUAUACCUGUCAUGUUCCUUGGAUUAUUUACAAGUGGUAUUCAAGCUCUUAUUUUUGCAACUUUAGCUGCGGCUUAUAUAGGAGAAUCCAUGGAAGGUCAUCAUUGAUUAGUUUUCGCCAUAGUCUUUUUUUAGCUUAGCCUGACACAAUGUAUACGCUUCGCAAGGGAAUCCACUUAGGCUUAGGGAAGAUAGGGGUUUACAAAAAAGGAAAUUUAUAACAAAAAGAAACAAAAGGGGAUUUAUUAGGAAAGGAGGGGGGGAUCGAACUAGGUGUAUGUAAUCUACUCGCUAUAAGACAAUUUUUGUGGAUGUUUCAAAGAAUUAUUCUAGAAUAGAAUUUGAAUGAAUCUAAGAUACGAAUAGUUGGUUUACGUUAUAGGGGAAAGACAUGUAUAUGUGAUAUUAGAUAUUAACUAGGUAUAUAUGAACUAAAAAUAUAUCUAAUUUGUACUACUAGUGUUGUCUAGGAAUUCCAAUAGUGUUGUCUAGGAAUUCCGACGAAAGUCUUUCUCUUUCGUCUGUAAUUUUGAGUUAAAUAUUGAAUGAAGUUAAAUCACGAAUUAAAGAACAAAGAAUUCAAAGAAUGAUUCCGAAGAAAAGAAAAAAAGAAAGAAAUGGAAGAACAAAAGUGGUACGGAUUCACAAAAUUACGUGGAUAGGAACUAAAAAAAAAAGAGAUAUCGAAG